Messenger RNA from Bursaphelenchus okinawaensis, 766 nucleotides. Lineage: Eukaryota; Metazoa; Nematoda; Chromadorea; Rhabditida; Aphelenchoididae. The record is from the annotation of a GenBank genome assembly.
AUGAGCAAUUUGGAUGGGAAUGCUUUGUAUGUAAGUUAUUUUUAAUCUAAGUUUGUAGAUAUUAGAGGGUCGCAACGACAAGAAUUUUUUGAUAUUUUUUAAAAGACAUGUAGGGUAUAUAAGAUAGGGUAAGUACAAAGUAAAAAUACUACUUUAGCAGUAUCAACACCCAUUUUUUUAAAAAACGUCACAUGUUUUUUUCACUUACUAUGUCAUUUAUAGAGUAUUUGUGACAAAGCCUUGUUUGGAGAUCGUAGCGAUAAAAACGGCCGUUUGGCCAAAAUGGUGAAGAAUGCCAAAACAAUGGAAGAGAAAAUAAAAGUUAUGGAGCCGUGUAAGUAUUAUACUAUUCUUUACUUUUAGAUCAAAGAUAUUUUGCUAUAGCAAUACUUUUUUAAAUUUUAUUAGGGUGUUCUAAUUAUUCUGUGUUCCAGCCAAAGAAGACUUUUGUGGUUAGGGGGCACAGAAUUAUUUGCACAACAUAAAAAUAAGAUCGGUUAUUAUCAGACUCUACUAUAGCCCUUCUUAAGAAUUAUUUUUAAGAAAAUCCUACGAAAAAGGCAAGCUGGGUAUACAAAAAAUGUUCGGGCUAGGACUAAAAUACUGAAUAAAUUGUGACAAAAAAACAUUUUCAGUGGUUCAAAAAUGUGAACGCUUUAAAAGCGACAAAUCUACCGUGACUCCAUAUCAAAAAAAAGCAUUGACAGCUGAAAAAGCUGGAGAAAAGAUGGCUAAAGAUUUGUGUAAAGACUUGAAAUAUUGUUAA